UUUUGUCGACAACAGCUACCGAAUUUCAAGGGAGGAAGAGGAACAAGAAACAUAUCUUCUCCCGUCCAUUCUUUCGUUCAUUCAUUCGUUCAUCCUGCAACAGAAGGGCGUCAAUUGACGGAAUAAUUAGGAACCAUUCUGCCCAGGUUCGAUUCCUGGAGCAUCUAUGGUGUAGAGCAGUAGGGCUUUUCGAACGUGGGUCGCGCGUUCGAGCUUGUUUGGUCAAUGAGCUUCGGCGGGCGAGAAAGAGGAAGAGAGUAAUAUGAACGGUACCUGUGAGAGGGGUGCGAACGGAGUUUGCAGCAAGGGCAUGAACAUUAAUUGCGGGAGUAGUGGUGGGUCAGAGAUUCGAACCAGUAGCGGCAAACGAAAUACGGUCAUAAGCCUGCAAUGGAACUCGAAGCAGAGGCUUCUGCCCGUGGGGUUGUUUGCAAGUGUAGGGCAGGUGAGCGUGGGGGUUCCGCCUUCGAGUCCCGCCGAUGACAGGCAGAUUCGAAGGAUGGUCUCGGCCGCGGCACCGAUGGCGAAGGGAGUGCCCGAGGCGACGCCACCGGAUGUGGCCUUGGGCAGCCGCUAUCUUACCGCCUCGGCCUCGGAAUUUGGGUUCAAGACCAUGAUUUCUCAGCCUGAGAUUGUGGGCCUGGAGGAGGAGUCUAGUAAUGAGAAGAAGAAGAAGGAGGUGGUUGUGGUUAAGAGUGGGAAAUGGGGUUUAAAGGUGCGGGUUGGGAAUGCUGCUCUGAAGCGGCUGCUGAGCGGGGCCAUUGCCGGUGCUGUUUCGAGGACGGCUGUGGCACCGUUGGAGACAAUAAGGACGCAUUUGAUGGUGGGUAGCAGCGGGAAUUCCAUGACCGAGGUGUUUCACCACAUUAUGCAGAAUGAGGGUUGGCAGGGUUUGUUUAGAGGGAACGGCGUCAAUGUCAUCCGAGUCGCCCCCAGCAAAGCUAUUGAGCUUUUUGCAUAUGAUACAGUGAAGAAAUUCCUGACCCCCAAACCAGAGGAGCCCCCACGUAUUCCUUUUGCUAUCUCACCUGUUGCUGGUGCAACUGCAGGAGUGUGCUCUACAGUAUGCACAUAUCCUCUUGAGCUGUUGAAAACUCGAAUGACUAUACAGAGAGGUGUAUAUGAUAAUCUUCUAGAUGCAUUCAUGAAAAUCAUUCGGGAGGAAGGUCCCGCUGAACUAUAUAGGGGUCUUACACCAAGUGUGAUAGGAGUUGUGCCAUAUGCUGCAGCAAACUAUUUUGCCUAUGAAACACUAAGAAAAUUAUAUAGGAAGGUUACUAAGAAGCAGCAAGUAGGGAACCUAGCAACUCUUUUUAUUGGUUCUGCAGCAGGGGCUAUUGCAAGUAGUGCUACAUUCCCUCUGGAAGUUGCCAGAAAACAAAUGCAAGUAGGAGCCCUUAGUGGAAGACAGGUUUAUGAUAAUUUGUUCCAUGCGUUAUCUAGUAUAUUAGAAAAAGAAGGCGUAGGUGGUCUAUACAAGGGUUUAGGCCCGAGCUGCAUGAAGCUGGUUCCUGCUGCAGGUAUUUCUUUCAUGUGUUACGAGGCCUGCAAAAGGUUACUUAUUGAAGAUGAUAGCUGAAACGUGAUUUAUUAGCUGGGAUGUGAAGCUUCUUACCUGUUUUCAGCUGUAGCUGCAUGGAAUAAAAUUGGCAUCAGUACAAUUGCAACAGCAACAUACUGGUUUCAUAUAUGAGUUUGCACAAGUAAUUCAGACUUUCCCAAUGAAGCUGCACUGCCAGUUAAAUUGAUCAGGAGUUAAUAUUCUUUAUCAGCGAUUUGGCCUUUGCCUGGGAAGCUUAUGUGUUUGCAAUAAGCUAACACACAAGUGCUGGAGGAAUUCCUGGAAGUUAAGUGGCUGGGAAAUUUUAAUUCUUUUCAAUAUGGUUCUUAGGUAGGUAGUACUUGCCGAGUUUUGUCAAAACUAUUAUAUUUUAUAUUGUAGACGAGUUUUGUUGUCUCACAUACAAGCAAGAAUCAUUCUGUAGCUGGGCAUGCAAAAACUGGGGAAUUGAACUUCUUGACAAGUUUAUUGACCUCUGGCUUACAGAACAACUCCUGGAUUUGAUAUAUCAUUUUUAGGAACUUGCUUAGUGUUACUGUUCACCAUAGAAAUAAUUCUCCUCUUUGUAGACAAGGAGUCAGUCUUUUUUUCUUUACAACUUUGAGAAUCAUCUCUGAGGUAUUAAAAUAACUUCCUUUCAGUUAUGUCAUUUUUUGAGGUUAGACAUGAGAGAAGUAGGGUCAGGAGCGAAACUGUUUUCAUUGUUAAGAAAAAGGAAAGAAAAUUUCCUCAGAACCAUAUUCAUAAUAACGAUGGUCAUGGUAAUAAACCAUUUAUAUAAUAAAUGACUUGAACAAUCAUUUUGAAAUAUCCUGCUCACCUUAUGGGUGUGAGUUGCCCUUCACUAUUUGUAUAAGAGGACAAAGAUCAAAUAAAAUUCUUGGUUGGACAUUAAUAUUUAA
Molecule: messenger RNA, 2463 nt
Organism: Cryptomeria japonica (Japanese cedar)
Lineage: Eukaryota; Viridiplantae; Streptophyta; Pinopsida; Cupressales; Cupressaceae
Product: adenine nucleotide transporter BT1, chloroplastic/mitochondrial
Exons: 3
Coding region: 263-1579 (438 amino acids)
Biological process (GO): transmembrane transport
Source: RefSeq, a predicted model, not a curated record